AUGCCAUCUAACUGUCAAGAGAUUCGACAAGAACUGAUUGAAUGCAUGCUCAAAUCAGACUGCGUGUUAAAGAAGAGAAACACAGUAAAAGAGUGCUUUAAAGAAGAACACAAGGCAGAUGUGCCUGAUGAAUGUCUAAGCAUCAAGAAGAGUUUUGCAGAGUGUAAACGUGGCAUGAUUGAUCCUCGUAUGCGUAUGCGUGGCAACAAGACACAAUAA
Molecule: messenger RNA, 219 nt
Organism: Mucor velutinosus
Lineage: Eukaryota; Fungi; Mucoromycota; Mucoromycetes; Mucorales; Mucoraceae
Exons: 2
Coding region: 1-219 (72 amino acids)
Biological process (GO): mitochondrial respiratory chain complex IV assembly
Cellular component (GO): mitochondrion
Source: RefSeq, a predicted model, not a curated record